Messenger RNA from Clavispora lusitaniae ATCC 42720, 576 nucleotides. RefSeq lists its product as uncharacterized. The record is from RefSeq and is a predicted model, not a curated record. Gene Ontology annotation, cellular component: nucleolus. NCBI's taxonomy places the organism in Eukaryota, Fungi, Ascomycota, Pichiomycetes, Serinales, Metschnikowiaceae. Gene Ontology annotation, biological process: rRNA processing; negative regulation of transcription by RNA polymerase II. Gene Ontology annotation, molecular function: DNA binding.
AUGCUUUUUUUUUUCUUCCUUGCUUCUUUUCCCCGGCUUUGCUUUCUUCCUUCGCUAAGUAUCGCGACCGUACUUCUCCGCGAAAAAUUCAUCUCAUCGUCUCAUUGCAAAAUGGUUUCCUUUUCGUGUGAAGUGUGCAACGACACUGUGAUUAAGAAGAAGUUGGAUCAGCAUAAACAAAGAUGCCACGGAGCAUACUUUACGUGCAUUGACUGUUCCACAACAUUCAGCGGCAACGACUACAAAAGUCACACCCAAUGUAUUUCCGAGGCUGAGAAGUAUGAAAAGGCCUUGUACAAGGGAAAGAAGGGAAAGCAAGCCAAACAAGAGGUAGCUAAGCCACAACAAAAGGAGGAACAGAAGGAGCCAAAGAAGGAGACGGAGGCUAAGGAGGAGAAGAAGGAGAAAAAGCAGAAGGAUAAGAAGAAGGACAAGAUCGACUUGUCAAAAUACGGUACUGGCUCUUUGUACAAAAUUGUGAAGAGCAUCGCCAAAGACUCGAAAAAGGACAAGAAAGAGGUGUUGCAAAACUUAAAGGUGAAGGAAGAGAACGGACAGCUCGUUCUCACAUUGUAA